AUGAUUCAGGGCUCUUGUAUAAGGCUUCUGAUUAUAAUCAGUGUGGCACUACAGAUCAUCCAUUUGGGAAACAGUUAUCAACAGAAACAUAAGGGAGGUAAAGAAGCAAUCAACAAUGCUACAACCCAGAAGCCUGAGCAAGAAACUCUCAACUGGACCUUAAACAACUUUAGUGAAGUGAAUGGAAGCUCAGAGGGCUGGAGGCAGCCUCCAGAGAGUCCUCUUCAGAUCCAGGAUAACCUGGAGGGAGGGACGCAGGGCUCACGCUUGACCCCCAUAGGUGUGGCUCCGCAGUCUCGCUGCUGCAUGAAUGGCGGAACUUGUGUCUUGGGCAGUUUCUGCGCGUGUCCUCGCCACUUCACCGGCCGCCAAUGCGAGCACGACCUGAGGCGCAGUGAAUGCGGUGCGCUAGCACACGGAACAUGGACUGUACGAAGCUGCCGUCUCUGCAGGUGUGUCUAUGGCGCCCUAUACUGCCUUGCCCGCCAGACUCAAGGACUCUGUGGGAGAAAAAGCUCCUACCCCCCAGGAAACAAGUGUGAUCAAAAGGACCAAAAGCAGAAGUGGUAUAAAAGCAGUGACAAAAACCACCACUCCAAAACAAAAAUAAAACAAUAG
Molecule: messenger RNA, 618 nt
Organism: Chrysochloris asiatica (Cape golden mole)
Lineage: Eukaryota; Metazoa; Chordata; Mammalia; Afrosoricida; Chrysochloridae
Product: cryptic protein-like
Exons: 6
Coding region: 1-618 (205 amino acids)
Source: RefSeq, a predicted model, not a curated record